UUCGUAUCACAAAACCAUGUGAUAAGAUAACAAGUGAUAACAUCAAUUACUAUAGAUUUGAUAACAUGUAAACUUCGGGUUAUUGAUAACAAGUAGGAAAUGAAAAACAAAUGUACAUUUAGACUUAAGAGGUAUGUUGUAUUUUUUGGUAAAAUUGUAUUUUGAAAACGUAUAAAUAGCGACCUUAAACAGAGGUCAGCUACUGGAAAUUGUUUUUGAUAUUUUAAUAUGUUUGAUACACUGUCGACUCAACUACGUGUCUCGUGAUUAUUUAUUAAACGUCAAACAAUCAACUAUGGCACAGCAACUGUCCGGUGUUACGGUGGUCAUAAUCAUAGCCAUCGGCAUACUGACUUUCAUAUUGCUAUUCAUAUUUGCAAAACGACAAAUCAUGCGAUUCGCUUUAAGGUCAAGAAGGGGUCCGCAUGUACCUAUAGGCCACGAUGGUAAAAAGGUUCUCAAGAGAGAAAUUGAACGUCGCAUAGAGGUAAUCCCGAAAAUUGCUUUCGAACCCAACCUUUUGGCCAGCCAACAAGACGACGAUCGCUCAAAAUAUAUUUUACCGCCAACUGAACCAAACGAGAAACCGUUACCAGCACAUUUUUAUCGAAUGAAAGCAUGUGAUGAUAUUAAAAAACUUGAACAUGAAAUCAUAAAACAAGAUAGAACAUUAACUCGACAUCCGAAUGAGAACUUGCGUUCAUACUUACUCAAUAAUUUAGCGGUCCUUAUAGACGGUAGUGGACAACACAUUGUUCAUCAGUUCUGCGAUUUCUAUGAACAUGCACGUUACGAUCCAAAUGAGUUUUCCGAGGAUGAAUAUCUUUCGUUCACUAGGUUAUUGAAAAAAUUGAUAGACAUCUCUAAAUUAUUGAAAUCAUAUACUGGCGACAGUCGAAAAAACAGUCCAAACAAGACGCCAAGUCGCAAUAACAACAUGAGAACGGGAAAUGGCGAUGGAUCAAAUCGUUCAAAAGUUAUUUAAUUAAUGUUGACUGUAGUUAAGUAGGGGAAUUUUAUUUUUGAAUUGGCUUUAGUUUUUUUAUAAUGUCCAAUGUAAAUAUAAAUUAUUUGUUUUUAUGUAUAAAACAUAUAAGACUGAUGUUUUUUUUAUUAAUUUUUAAGUCAAAGAAAAAUUAAAUUAAAAUUAGUAUUAAAUAGCAUAUAAUAAAUACCUUAAAAAAAAAAUGUACUUU
Molecule: messenger RNA, 1196 nt
Organism: Adelges cooleyi (spruce gall adelgid)
Lineage: Eukaryota; Metazoa; Arthropoda; Insecta; Hemiptera; Adelgidae
Product: protein C1orf43 homolog
Exons: 4
Coding region: 296-985 (229 amino acids)
Source: RefSeq, a predicted model, not a curated record